UUACUGUCAAGAUGGCCGACCUGCUGCGCAUGCGUACCGUAGACCGCGCAGCCACCGCAGAUGGUGCAGUGACAAACGUCGUUUUUUUUUUUACUAAAACACACUCGCUUCACUAUUUAAUUCUACCGGAAUUAGUACAGAACGUACUGAAGCCUCCAUCAGUAAUUUACUGGACUAAAACAUAAUACGUUAAAUCUUCGUGCCCGGUUGAAGCUUCUCGGCUUCGUUUAGCUUAGCUUAGCUCGCUAGCCGCCAACAAAGAGACGCGUUUGCGAUCAACACGUCGCGAAGGAGAGGUCAAGUGUGAGCGUCAAGUGUUGUGUUUGUCGUGUGAAAAUGUGUGCAAGAAGGACGGUAGAGUGCCAAGAUGAACUUUGGGGACCAAAAGAGGAGAAGGAGCCACCAUGUCAACUACUGGACGCUUUGUGCAGGAUGCAGCCUCGAGUUGGGUUCCACAUAGCAGACGUCAAUGAAGAUCUUGGUCCUAAGCGGCAGGAGGCAGAGCCCCCUCACAUUAAAGAGGAUGCGCAGCCAGAGCCCUCUCGCAUCAAAGAAGAGGAGGAGCCAGGGCACCCUCUAAUUAAAGAGGAAGAGCAGCCAGAACCCCCCUGUUUUAAAGAGGAGGAGCCAGAGUGCGCACACAUCAAAGACGAGGAGGAAGAGGGGGAUAUCACCAAGUUGCCAUCGACUUGUGUCCUUUUUCAGAGUGAAGAUGGUCAAAGUGAGAGAGGGGUGGCGCCUCUCAGCAGCAGGAGCUCAAGUCAACACAUGACAACAGAAGGCGAUAAAGACCACUGUGGAAGAUCACAAGCAGGCGGCCUCAUAGCCCCACUAUCUGCUAGUGAUGACACAAAGUCACACGCUCCUCUCACUGACGAUGAUGAACAGUCUGAAGGAGAUUUGUCAUGUCACACUGGCAACAGACACUGGAAAUGUUCUCAGUGUGGGAAAACCUUUGUCUACAAGUCUCUUUUGAAAAGGCAUCUUAUGAGCCACACUGGAGAGAAACCCUUUGCCUGCUCAUAUUGUGGUAAAAGAUUGUUGACAAAAGAUCAUUUGAAUUCACACAUAAGAACACACACUGGAGAGAAACCUUUUGCCUGCUCAGUUUGUGGCCAAAGAUUCUCUCGUAAGACAAACUUAAGAAGUCACACAAAAACGCACACUGGAGAGAAACCUUUUGUGUGCUCAGUUUGUGGUCAACGAUUCUCUGAGAACGCAAGCUUAAGAAGACACACAAGAACACACACUGGAGAGAAGCCUUUUUCCUGCUCAGAUUGUGGUAAAAGAUUCACUCAGAAGGGAGACUUAAAAAUACAUACAAGAACACACACUGGUGAGAAGCCUUUUCCCUGCUCAGUUUGUGGCCAAAAAUUCUCUCAUAAGACGAAUUUAAGAAGUCACACAAGAACACACAUUGGGGAGAAACCCUUUUCCUGCUCAAUUUGUGGCCAAAGAUUCUCUCAGAAGGUAACCUUAACAAAUCACACAAGAACCCACACUGGAGAGAGACCUUUUUUCUGCUCAGUUUGUGGUCAAAGGUUCACUCAGAGGGGAGACUUAAAAAUACACAUAAGAAAACACACUGGAGCGAAACCUUUUGCCUGCUCAAUUUGUGGUCAAUUAUUCUCUCAGAAGGGAAACUUAUUUAGACACUCAAGAACACAUACUGGUGAAAAAACCCUUUCCUGCUCAGUUUGUGGCAAAAGAUUCUCUCAGCAGCAACAAGUUAAGAGACACAAGUGUGUUGGUGAGAGGAGCAGUGAUCAAUGAAGGUUUCCAAGCAGGCUUCAUCAGUUAAUGUACCAAGGGUGAUUGUAUUCUAUGUGCCUUCUUAAAGGAGCCCUGUGGACAAGAGUUCAGAAUUGGCACGUGUGCUAAAACACUUGUAGUAUUACAUCUGCUCUCCUCAGUGUUUUUGUUAUGUGCAUAUCAAAUAAGCAAACAAUUGAUUAAAAUAGACUGUGAGGAAUCUUUGACUCUUUGGGUUAAGAUUAAAAAGUGCAUAUAUGAUCCUGAAGAAAAUGGACAUACAAUUUUUAAAAUAAUGUACUAUGUAACUAAAUGUCUACGUGUCAGUAUUUGCUUUUAUUUUUGCUUUGGUUAACUCUGCCGUCUGCUGCCAGGUCGGCGUUGCAAUUGAGAAUCCGUGGUGAAUGGCCUCACCUGGUUAAAUAAAACUUACCAAUAAAUCUAUACUCUAGGCUUUUUUUCCUGCCUUUCCGUUGGCCUGCGGAUAAAGAGGACCAAAAGUUACAUGUUUGAACUCAUCCUCUCAAACUAACACCAACUCCAACCCACCAACCCGGCUGCCUCCUCCAGGUAGCCAGUUUGGGGCACCUCAGUGGGGCCCCGGAUCCCUCGGUGUGGGUAGUGUCCCGUCCACCGGGCCGCUCCCGGGUCCCUGGCCUCGACCUCGUUUCUCGGGUUGGUCCUCAGCCCCGCGGUGCAGGCGCAGCAAUUACAGGACGCUUUGGACCGUUAUUGUGCAUGCAAGACAGUGUAAAUUCACUUUCAUGUGUCUGCAGACACACACACCUGGAACUUAUUUGCUCAGCGUGGAGCCAUUCACUCAUUGCUAUAAAUAACUCUUAUAUCUAUGCGAACCUUCUGGGUCUCCCCUCACUUGCACUCUGUUUCUAUAGAUGUUUAGAAUUUACUCAGCCACUCACACCACACUUCAGUUCAACAGCCAGGUCCAGUACCUCUGUCCUGCAUGCUCCCCCUCCUGUACUUUUCCUGUCCUAUAUCGUCCUGUCCUUCCUUCACAGGGUGUAGCACUAUUGCCCCAUACACCACUUGAAUCUAAUGUGUUGCAGUUAGUAUCCUGUCUUUUUUUGUCCUCUUCCUAUAAUCUGUAGUUAUCUUUUCACUGUCUCUUCCUUUUUUCCCCCAGUCACUCCCCUUUAAAACGUUGUUCUGUCCGACUGAAAUGUUCAAUAAAUAUCCAUCAGAAUAUAAAGAACCACAGUGGCAGCCUAAAACCUCCACAGUCCCACAGUAAAACUGGCAUAAAAGGGAUACAUAUUCUACAUUCUGCCUCACACGUCUUCUGCACAUCUGCCUCAUAGUUCUGAGGACUGGGUUUCAAAUCCCGGCCUCGCCUGUGUGGAGUUUGUGCUGUGUGGUGAGCCACAAACGGUCCCUGGGCAGUAAUUUGGACGACGAUGUCUUAAGGUGUCAUCGUUUACAUGCACUUUUGGUGUGUUGUCUUUCAUGUCUUCCACCGACACAACAAGUUCAGCGAAAUCCCCGACAUUCCUCCCCUUGCCAGCUCCUUACUAUUCCACACUGAACACUGCACUUCUUUGACCAUCUCUUUUGUUCACCCUGAUUGCUUUUCCCUGUUGGCCUCCAUCCUUGCACGUAAUCAGCAAUGAGCCAUUUCUUAAUAGCGCUUACUUUUUUGAAAUGACUAUUUCUUUGGCUAUUGCUUUGGUUAAUGUUAUCGGAUUCCACUCACCGAAUGUAGCUUCCUCUCGCAAGAGUUUGACAACUACCUUUGGGUCCACUACUCUUGUCCGUUCUAAGUUCUCACAAUUCAUCAUCGCUACCUGUUUCUUUCUUUUCCUUUCUACUACUCCUCACUGUAUUCCACUCUUAAAAUGUCCAUCUCUCCAAGCUCACUUCCUGCCGUCUCCUGUCUACUCACAGUCCCGUGUUCAGCAACCGCCCUCCAGCUCCAGGCCUGAUUCGAGUCCUACGAGUUUAAGCGGCGCAGACAUUAUAGGCUUUACGGUAGUGCUCGGGGGAUGACGAAAGGUACAGACCAAUCUGCAUGCGAGUUUAGGCUUCGCACGUGACUGCACUCGGCCAAUCACGGCCGAAGAUUCACUUCCACGCACGUCUUAUUUUUCCGUUUCCUCAUAUGCUUCCACUUGUUUCACUAAACCUUCGUGAAUUUGGACUGAAUUUGCUUACGUUUCGACGCAGUACGGCCGUCAUUACUUCGCUAAGACUAAAACAUUAUUCGUUGAAUCUUCGCGCCCGGCGAAAUUUGUCGCGGUGCAAGUUUCAAGAUUUUCGGCCUAGUUUAGCUUAGUUUGCUAGUCGCCGACGCGUUUGUGAGCAACACAUCGCUUAGCAGAGAUCAAGUGUGAAAAUGUGCGCAAGAAGGACAGCAGAGGUCGAGGAGGAGCUUAGUGGACCAAAACAGGAACUAUUGGACGCUGUUUGCAAGAUGCAGCGUCGAGGUAUGUUACGUACAGCUGGUUUGGGCACGUCAUACUCUUUGAUGUAGGCAAUUAUAUUUUUAACAAUGAUCCUGUGAUUAUUAAAUAUAAGCAUUAUUGAGAUCCUAUAAUGUGUACUAUGUGGCUCUGAUGGCACCCAUUUGUAAAAAGCUAAAUAAACAUAUUAUUUUGCA
This is a messenger RNA of Phyllopteryx taeniolatus (common seadragon), 4366 nucleotides long. Its product is annotated as zinc finger protein OZF-like. The transcript is spliced from 2 exons. The record is from RefSeq and is a predicted model, not a curated record. Lineage: Eukaryota; Metazoa; Chordata; Actinopteri; Syngnathiformes; Syngnathidae. Gene Ontology annotation, molecular function: RNA polymerase II cis-regulatory region sequence-specific DNA binding; DNA-binding transcription factor activity, RNA polymerase II-specific. Bases 337 to 1773 code for a protein of 478 amino acids. Gene Ontology annotation, biological process: regulation of transcription by RNA polymerase II.